Messenger RNA from Eurytemora carolleeae, 7769 nucleotides. RefSeq names its product nucleosome-remodeling factor subunit NURF301 (gene E(bx)). Gene Ontology annotation, biological process: regulation of transcription by RNA polymerase II. Gene Ontology annotation, molecular function: zinc ion binding; RNA polymerase II cis-regulatory region sequence-specific DNA binding. Bases 102 to 7733 code for a protein of 2543 amino acids. Gene Ontology annotation, cellular component: NURF complex. The transcript is spliced from 29 exons. Lineage: Eukaryota; Metazoa; Arthropoda; Copepoda; Calanoida; Temoridae. The record is from RefSeq and is a predicted model, not a curated record.
GAUGUUUUUUCACAUUUCAGAAUACGAAUUGUUAAUGAUUGGCACCUAGAUGACUCGAUCUUUAUAUCAGCGUUGAACCGAACCUUCUAUCCGCCGGUACCAUGUCUGGCCGAAGCACAAGAAAGAAAAAGGCUCCGCCUAAGCUAAUCGAGGCGGAGGAUGAAACCCCGAAAGCCUCACGUUCUCGAAAGUCCAAUGUUAAAUCCAGAGUGAGUUCGCCGGAAUCUCGUCCGGCCACCCCGGCUCAGGCCUCCGGGAAACGGAAGCGUGGCCGGCAGCCUGGAUCUACCUUCGUUUAUAAGAAGAAGGAAGCAAGUGGAUCGUCAACACCUCUUAAUAGGAAUAGCCGGGCCUCUAGUGUAUCCUCGACGGCAAAGAAGAAAUCGCACAAGAAAUUAAAACUUAAAACCAAACUUGGUCGCGGAUAUAAUCCCAACCUAGUUAAUUACAAGGAUUCGGAAUAUCACUACGGCAGUGAUUUUGAAGACCAGGGAUACAACGAAGAAAAUGAAAGUAUAAAAUCCAGUGACUCUGAUGUAAGUGAAAUCGAGUCGGUUUCGGACGAUAUGAAGCCAGAAUCCGAUGUUGAGCUUGAACCCAAUCUGCUCGAAGAAGAUAUUUUUACCCCGGAACCUUUCUGGCUUCAAGACCCGGCUGAUAUACCUGAAUUAAAGCUUCCAGAUUCAUCGGAUGACCUUCCUGUGUCAAAAACCGAAGCGUUGGAGGCCAUAUCAAUCUACGAAGUUUUACGACAAUUCUACAAGAUAUUGCGGCUUUCCCCAUUUAGAUUCGAAGAUUUCUGCACGGUUUUGAAGAACGAGGAACAGUCAAAUCUACUCUCCGAGAUACAUAUUUGCCUUCUGAAAGCUCUGCUACGUGAGGACGACAACCAACAAGUUCAAUACGGACCUCUGGACCAAAAAGACUCCAUGAACGUGUUCCUGUACAUCAUAGACUCGGUGACAUGGCCGGAGAACUUGAAAUUCUUCCUGAGCGUCGACCCUGAGAACAAUCGGGAGGUCAUCGAUAUAUUAAAUAGUUGUGAAUAUCCAUUCACUUCGGUGGAAAACAAGCUGAAAGUAUUAAAACAAAUGACAGAUCUUUUACUCAGUACGUCGGCCAUUAGAGAUGAUUUGCUUAACGAAGGAUCUAUGCCUUUAGAAGACCAUUGUCGGGUUUGCCAUAGACUGGGCGACAUGGUUGUAUGUGAGCAUUGUAAUGGACCCUUUCACGGGACUUGUCUGGACCCUCCUCUGUAUGAGUUCCCGGAUGAGGACUGGGUGUGUCCAGUGUGUAUCAACAACAUGGUGGACGGAGUCUACGACAGCCUGAGCACCAGCGUGGGGUCUUGCAGGAUUGAGUCCUUAGGGACGGAUCGGCACGGGAACCAGUAUUGGUUCUCUUGCAGGAGAUUGUUCGUUCAGGGGAGAGAAGGAGAUGCAUGGUACUACUCAACUCGGGCUCAGCUGACAGAACUGCUGGAAGUACUGGACGGAGAACUCUAUGAGAAACAGGUCUACGAUGCUAUUAUCUCUCAGAGGGAGGAUAUGGAGGAGAAAAUGGAUAUCACAGAGAAACUAACAUCGGAGAAGAAUGUUGGAAAUAGAAGUUCCUAUUUUGACAUGGAUAAUAAUAUUCUUGACAAACUACAGAAGGAGAGGAAUGACAUAAAAGAUCAUCAAGAGAUGGAAAGGAGAAAAAUCCAGGAGGAUAUAGAUCGUCAGAUUAGAGAGGAGGACGAGGAAAGGAGUAUUGCAGAAAAGGAAAAAAUAAAAAAAGAAAAGCGGGAAAAACUUGAGAAAAUCCGCAAACAGAGGGAGGAACGAAUUUUGAAAAGGGCAGAAAUGCGUGGGGACGGAAACCCCGAGGAUGAUAUUCCAGAUCAAGAACUUCUUGAAGAAGAAGAUGAUUUAGAACAAUUAGAACAGGAAAUAAAAGAAAUGAAUGAUUCUACUCCUGCUUCGUUUGCUCAGAAAACCGCUCCCGUGGUUUAUACUGGUCCUAGGGAACUCAAGAAAGGAACUAUGCCACCAGGAAACUAUUUCCGGCUUGGUGAGGAGAACACGUACAAGAGCUAUGUGAACCAGUUCUCUAUCCACACCCAUGCGCUGAGCAGGAUCCAGGUUAAGGAGGAGAUGGAGAAGAAGAGCAGACUCAGUCACAAGUUCAGUCUCACCGACGUUUCUACGUUUAAAUGGGUCGGAAGUCAGUACGGUACGCGAACCCAGCUGGCCGGCACAGUACGACAAAGUAUCCUACAGCUUGAGACAAAUAUUCCCAUUGCUUUCAUGCACACUAAUUGGACUUUGCUAAGGAAGCCCUGGAUCCAAGCAGUUACUAACUGCACCAGCCCUGGAAAGGAUUUUGCCCGCGCCUUGACCGUUUUGACAUGCUGUAUUAAGCCAUGUAUCCUCCUGCCCGUCUGGACCGAUGUGCUUGGUCAUACUGUCGUCAAAAAAAUUGGAUAUCAAGGUAAAGAGGAGAAGAAAAAGAUGGAGAAGAGAGAGAAGAAGGAGAAGGAGGAGGAGGAAGAGAGAUUGCGCCCUUACAUGACAUGGGUUAAGUACACGCUCCCAGUAAGGUCCCUAAGCGUAGUUCGACAGAAGGGAGAGGAGUACAGAGCUCAUGGAAGAAAUGGAUGGCUUUGGAUUUCAUCCACUAGAAAUUUCAAUCCGAAGAGUGCUAGCACACUGGGUCACAACCUGGGCCCGCAUCGCGUGGCUGUUAAGUAUACAGAGCUGAAGACUAACACAAGCAAAGUUGUCCUCAUGGAACCUAAAGCUUUCAAAUUUCUAAUGCAAGUACAGAAGGAAAAGGAUGAUAAGGCUCUAGCUAGAGCCGUUGCAGGGGAGCCAGAGCCACCGAAACAGAAUGGUCGUGAGGUGAUAGAUGUCGAGAAAUCUGACGAAGAUCGACGAAGAGAGAGUCUGACAAAUAUUCUUGAACAGUCAAGGCUGGAUUUGCAGGAGGCUGGAGAAGAUGAUCUAGGCGGUGUUGAUGGUGUUGUUGAUGUAUCAGCAGGGAUUGUUAACCCUACAAGACUACUCUAUCCCAAAACUGCGAAAAAGGGUAAACUUGAUGAUUUACUAGGAAGGAGAAUACAGCUUAAAAAUGUCGAAGAGAAAAGGUUUGAGCUGGAUGGUUCUAAAGUGGACACAGAGGCAGAGAAAGAUACCAAGACAACGGUUACCAGUGAUAUUUUCACGGAAACUCAGACCCAGAGUUUGGAAGCUUGGAUUAAGCAGUCAAAACAUUCCUUAACUUCUGCAAUAUCCACUCUUCUCAAUCUCAAGUCAAGGAGAUGUUACUCUGCUCUGUGUAGACUAGAGAACCCCUCUACCUGCUAUAGUACCGAGUGUAGAGCACGAGACUCUGUGGGCAUCCUACUCCAGGCGUCUCAAACCUACACCAAGCUAUUAGUUGAACUCAACCAGAAGGAGAACUCCGAUCUCAAGAUGGAAGAGGAGGAGGAGGAUGAGGAGAAGAAAUUCGAGAACGUUGACUUGGCUUUAACCAAACUUAACCAGGUUCUCGCAAGGUUAAAGAAGAAAGAAGAUGAGGUGAAUGAUCCCAACUCUCUUCAAACCAUCUCAACCUUAUCGGAUAAAAGUAAAACUGCUCCGGAAUCCGUAUUGAAGAGCGAACUGGAAGGAAACUCGCUUGAAAUCAAACCCGAACUCCAAUCCUUGAAGAAGGAGAAAGAUGUGAGAAGAACAUUUUCAAAUCCUGACACGUCCCAGCCUCUCUAUCUCAAGCGGAUACAGACACUUGCAGAUGCGAAGCGUCCGAGUAGGAUUGUUAAAUAUCCUUUGGCUCCAACCUUCUGGUCAAAAGCUCAUAACAAGCGGAAUAUUUUGAUCCAGAGUAAACAUGAUCUCCGCAAGUUUGCUAGAACUGGAGGGUUAUACACAGGAGACGGAUACAAUUACAAUUCCAAAGCCAACCAAGCAGUUUGGCCGUAUCCAUGUCCCAGGCCGACCUUUAAGACUGCCUGGAUGUUCCGUACCGCCGGUAUGACAUCACUACACAGUGUUGCAAUGCAACUACGUAUUCUUUGGAUGUGCAUAAGAUGGGAUGAUAUGAGUACCAAACCACCGAACCCAGACGCCAAAAACCAAAUAACCACCGACAAUGAGAUAGUUACCACAGAGAUUCUUAAACAUAGAAACAAGGGACGGUUUCUAGAACAGACCCAAUAUUUCCAGCGUCGUGUCUCUAUCCCUCUAGAUCAACCCAGAAAGCAGGUUGACUAUUCUCCGAUCAGAUCCGGACUCCGGAAACGGAAGAGGGUUGAAAGUCCGGUGCAAGCAGAACCUCAAGUUGAUGAGAAGUGGAUUGAUGAGAAUGAAUUAGAACUCUGGGAGAUUAAAGCCUACAAACAGAAGAUAGAACGUGACCGCGACUCCGCUGUAACCCGGAGACAGGCCGGAACCAAUAUUAAAGCUCCGGAGAAGUAUGAUCCCAGUGAGGAGAAAAAGAAACCUAGCAGUGCUGAUAUGAAGGCUAAGAUUGAUGUUCAUAUUAAGGAGCAAAGAGAAGCUUACAAAGCCAGAUCAACCACUCCUGAUCUACCCAACAGUAAACCAAGCUUAGCUGGGGUAGGGGAGAGAAGAAUAGGAGACAAUAUAAUCAAGAUCGUUGCAACCAACACGUCUAAUCCCACCUAUACCAACGUUAUACCUGGAGCUAAGAAGAUAUUUAUUUCUCGGGACGGAAAAAUCAUUGGUCAUCAACUAUCCACCACUUCUACUCCGCCAGGGAAAAUCGCAAUUGCCCCGGCCACCUCCAAACCUACCUUAGCGGCGGUGGCACCGAUUCAAGCAACACCCCAGCAAAAAGUACAAAUAGUUAAAACCGCUGACGGCAAAAUUCAAGUUCGCGGAUUACUUCCCGGUCAACAGCUAGUGCAGAUGCCGGACGGAAAGUUGCAGAUUUUUAGCAACCCCCCGGGUGGAGCCACGCCGGGUAUCCGCCUCGCGAGCUCGCCGGUUAAAGUUUCCUCUCCUGCCCCGGUGACUAGCCAGUUCCAACUUCUACCAAAGCCGAGUACCUCUGUUAUCCAGAACGCGAAAACUUUUACGAUUCAGAAACCAAACACUGUUACCCCGAUCCAGCCUAAACCCAGUAUUACAGGCAUUCAGCACAACCCCGGUAUAACUAUGCAAGCUAACUCUCCGAGACUGCAGCUUAUCCAACCCAACACACCUGGAGUUAUUCAACCCAACACACCUGGAGUUAUCCAACCCAACACACCCGGAGUUAACCAGGUUCAGGCCGCAGGGCCGACUCCCUCUCCAGCCAAACAAAAUACUCUUGUAGGCAUUCAAUCCCUCGGACAGAACACGGUUUCAAUCAAGGAUGGUCAGUUAAUAGUUCAAGGUCCUGAUCAUGAAGCAGCUACAGCAAUAGCUCGACAGCUAGCUAGCGGUCAAGCCAAGCUAGCUAACCUUGGCGGGAAACAGGUCUUGUUGAUAACCAAUCCUAAUCAAGUAAAAAUUGAGACAUCACAACCACAACAACCGCCUUCCACAGAUGCACAACUGCUCAAUCAACAACUAACUACCUCACAACAACCACCGCAACAGCAGUUUGUUUCACAACAACAGGUCAUCACGUCACAACCACAGAUAUCAACACAACAGCAGUCCCCGCAGCAGUUGAUGAGUCCACAACAGUUUGUUAAUCCACAACAGGUUCACAACACUAGUCCACAACAGGUCCAACAUCAGCAACAGCAGGGGCUGUUGUCCGUCACACAGCCCUGCACUCCAUUGACUGUGACUGCACAGCUGGCGCAGACACCACAAGCCACCGACAAUGAGAUAGGUCUCCAAGGUGUAAAUCUAACUCAAGAGCAACUUCAGAUUAUCCAACAGCAAGUAAAGACUCAGCUGCUGAAGCAGCAAGCUCUGGCUAGACAGCAGGGCAAGGUGCCUCCUACCAAGGUGACUCUGGAGCUUUCAAGAGAGAUGACGAGCUCAUCAAACCAGCUGAGCAGUCCAACCCAGAUAUCUAACAAUCUGCCCUCGGUGGGCGGAAUCGCUACGUCAGGAAUGGGAGGAGUCAGUUUGCCUAAUACGCCCGGCCUUCAGGCCAGAGUUGAGAAUACCUCACAGCCUUCAUCCAUACAGAGACAAGAAAAAUCAAAACCCAAAAUUCAAACAGUGAGUAACCUACCAGAAAGUGUGAUUAGACAAGGAAAAUAUGUGAUCAGAGACGGGAAAAAGAUCUUAGUACUCCCCCAGCAGGCCAUGCUGGAGUACAAGGAGUCCUUGAAGCACCAGGAGUCCCUCAUCCAGCCUCAAUCUGAUCUUAGUCCUCAAGGAGAUCCAAAACUCCUCUCUCCGGCAGAACCGGAGAAGUUUGAACUAACGGACGACUACAUCCAGCAGACGAUAAAGGAGGCUCUGCAGGCCGGGAACCUGACUCCCGACCUCCAGGAGAAACUGAUGAAUCAGUUGGACGACGAGGACUUCAAGGCGAAGAAUGUUAAGGGGAAGAGGGGGAAGAAGAAGCCGGUUUAUGAUCCUAUCUCCGGAGAAAUGAUGGAUGAGGAAUGGCAACCCUUAUCCUGGAAGAGUAAGCAGACUGUUCCUGCUCCCAGAGAGAAGAUAAGAGAACCUGAACCUGAAUUUACCCCGUCCUUGAAUAUGUAUCCUAGUGGGGCAGGAACCAAGAAGGCAAAGGUGCGGGGUGGAACCCAUCCCAGCUAUUUAGAGGAGAGGCGGCGUAUUACCUUUUCUCAGAACAAGCUGACCAGCCUACUCUUCAAGCAUAAAGAACAACUAAAGAAGGAUAUUGCCAAGAAGAGAAGUGUUCUAGAACGAGAAUUAUCUUUAGAUAUAUCCAAGGAGGUUGAGAGUUUGAAGAUGAAAGCUAUGAUGAAGUUAGGAGCUGAAAGCGCGGCAAUGAUGCGCAAACGAAAACCGGAAGAACAAAGCUCAAUUAAGUCGCAACUCACUGCCUCGCUAUCCACAGCGCCUGUGCCUCAUAAGAAAAGCCGGAAAUCGGAUAAAGAUGGAUCUGGGGACCUGAAGUGGACGAAGGAUCGUCUGUACUGCGUGUGUAAGACGAAGUACGACGAGACUAAGUUCUAUGUAGGAUGUGAUGUCUGUUCAAAUUGGUUCCAUGGAUCAUGUGUCGGGAUUACUCCCAAAAUGUCAAAGAAACUGUCAGAGUACAUAUGUGACGAGUGUACAAACGCGAAAGAAGGAACCGAAAUAUAUUGUUUAUGUAAGCAACCUUACGACGAGGCUAGAUUUUAUAUUGGUUGUGAACAGUGUCCUGAUUGGUUUCAUGGCAGAUGUGUUGGCAUUCUGCAAUCAGAAGCUGGCAGCAUUGAGAUGUACGAGUGUCCUCGCUGUAACCCAGGAUCUAGGAUUAACACAGCAAAUCUUAGAAAACUACGAGCUCAAGAUCUAGAGAAUAUAAAGAAACUAUUUAAACAAAUACAAAGUUGCAAACACAGCCAGCCCUUCCGUACACCAGUAGACAAGAAAACCAAUAAGAAAUACUACUCAGUUGUUAAAGAACCAAUGGACUUGGAAACCGUAGAAAGGAAGCUGAACGAAUAUAACACUCUGGCAGAGUUCCUUGGAGAUAUAACAAGGAUUGUUGAAAACUGUCGCUACUACAACCCCCCUGGAACCCCAAUCUCAAAAACUGCAGAAAACCUGGAGCUGUUUGUAUCUCAGAAACUUGGAGCAAUUCGUGACAAGAUGCUCCAGAAAUAAGUGGAGUGCUCCCAAAAGUUGGAUAAUGAUGUAAUU